AAUUUCUCGUAUUAGCCUGAAAAAUUACUCUUGAAAGUUACUUAUGUAAUUAUUUUGAUAAUAAAUUGUCUAAAUUUACUCAUUUCAAACAGAAUAAAUACAGGAUUUUAUAUAUAUAUAUAUAUAUACUUUUAAAUAGUUCGUAUCAAUAUUCUAAUUCUUUGUUACUGUUUUGUUUCAGACAAAAUGAAAUUGUGGUUAGCUGUAGUUCAUAUCAUCUUGGUUGCAACUAAUAUAUGGGUCACAGCACAUUUUCAUGAAGAGCUUCCCGAGGACAAUGAAUUUGCAGAAUUUGAAGAUUUUGAAGAAGAAAAGAACGAGCUAACACAAACGAUCAAUGAUCGUGGUACAGAAUAUCUUAAAGAAUUGAAUAAUAAUAAUGAAGAUUUCGAGGAGGAAGAUGUUCUAAUUAUGGAUGGUGACAGCGAAUUCGAUCAUUUUCAAGAUGAAGAAGAAUUUGAAGGUUUAGAUGCAGCUGGAGGAAAUGCUGGACCAAAAAGUGAUGAACCUUCUACUUUAACAAUCACAAAAAUACCGCUUCAUCUGCGUGCAAGAUGGGAUAGCUUUUACUUAGAGAUACUAAUGAUCAUUGGAUUAUUAGUAUAUUUCAUUAAUUAUGUAGCAGGACGCUCUAAAAAUGCCAAUAUAGCAGAAACGUGGCUUAUGGAGCAUAAGCAACUUUUAAUGGAUAAUUUUUCCCUUAUUGGCGAUACAGGAAAAUCAACUGAAGAUAUGUCUGAAAAUGGCUUGGUGAAAGAAAGUCAAUCUCAUUAUAGUUUAUAUUGUUCAGGAAGAGUUGGAUGUGAUUCUAUGCUGAUAGAAUUAAAAUUAAUUAAAAGGCAAGAUUUAGUUGCAGUAUUAGCGCAGCUAGUGAGGCCUCAGAAUGAUCAAGCCCAUAUACGUGUAGAAUUAGCAAAAGAUGAAACAGAUAAUUUCGUAUUAGCAGUUGCCACAAAAAGAACUGCAAUGCAUUUAAUACGUGAUAUGGCUGAUAUUAGUGUUUACUGUCCAGAAAAGAGACUAGGAGAGAAAUUUGGUCUUCCAUCAGGCUUUUAUGUAAUGUCUGAAAUUGCUGAAGCAGCGUCAGCUAUUUUAGAUACAAGAGUUUUACAAACAUUUUCAAAAUUUUCACCCUAUAUAGAUUAUAUAUAUAUUAGUGAUCAAUUUAGUGGUCCAAAACAACAAGAAGAUACAACUCAAUUAACAAUGCCUGAAGUUAAGAGAGUUUUACUUGUUGGACUAAAUAUAAGUAUCAAAGGACGUAUUACUAAUGCAGAAGGCCAAGAGAAAUUAAAACUCCUUUUACAAUUAACGUUCUAUUUAUUAGAUAAAUUGCGCCGUUUUAAAUUAUCUAAAGAGGGUAAAGGGAAAGCAGAUAAAAAUAGAUUAAGAGUAGAAGAAGCAUUCUUAAAAACAACUCAUGCAGCUAGAGCUGAAGCAGCUGCACAGCGAAGAGAAGAACGUCGUAGAGCUGAGAAAGAACGUAUGUUACAAGAAGAGGAUCCUGAUAAACAAAGAAAGUGGGAAGAAAAAGAACAACGAAGACUCGCCAAAAAGCGAGCACCUAGAAUGAAGCAGCUUAAGGUGAAAGCAUUAUGACCAAAUAAAGUUAAUCAUAAAAAAUUGUUGAAAUUUUUGAAGAGCUAUAAUUUGCUCAAUUGAACUGCCCAUUUAAUUUAGGGCGAUUAUAAGAUGAUUAUUAAAUGUAUAUCCAUGUUUGGGGUGAUAAAUCUACGUAAUAAAAUAAAUAAAAAUGUCAUAUGAAUUUAUAUUCUACGUAUUUAUAUCCUAGUGUUUGAGUUAUAAAUGAUUUAAGGAAAUAUUCAAUAUGUACAGCUUGUGUCUCAGUGCAUAACUCCAAAAUAAAAAUAUACAAAGUAGGACAUAGAUUCAUAUGACAUUUUUUUACGUAUUUUAAUGUAUAAAUUCACCACUUAAAAGAUGAAUGUACAUUUAAAAAUCAUCUUGUAUAGUGAAGCUGUUUCAUUUCAAUCAUAUUUACGCAUUUCUUAUAGCUACCAAAUUUUCAUUGAAUAGUUUUUAAUUAUCGCAGAAAAUUAUGGUAAAUACUUAAACUUGUUUGAAAUAAAAAUACUUUUAUAUUUUUUUAUUUUUAAUUUACGAUGUAUUCGUCGAUUUUGUUUUCCUGUUGAAAAUAUAUCUCAUUGCUGUUAUAUAUUUAUUUUACGUCAUAAUUUUACGUUUAUUUUACGUUUAUUUUACGUUAUAAUUUGUCAGAUAAGUCCUGAAGUCUGUAUAAAAUGUUAUAAAGAUUUUCUUAGUUUGACAGAAACAACAGCAUGUUAUGGAAACAAUAUA
Heterotrigona itama is the source of this 2319-nucleotide messenger RNA. NCBI's taxonomy places the organism in Eukaryota, Metazoa, Arthropoda, Insecta, Hymenoptera, Apidae. The record is from the annotation of a GenBank genome assembly.